Messenger RNA from Morus notabilis, 566 nucleotides. RefSeq names its product EPIDERMAL PATTERNING FACTOR-like protein 5. The transcript has 4 exons. The record is from RefSeq and is a predicted model, not a curated record. Gene Ontology annotation, biological process: guard cell differentiation; stomatal complex development. NCBI's taxonomy places the organism in Eukaryota, Viridiplantae, Streptophyta, Magnoliopsida, Rosales, Moraceae. The coding region runs from base 1 to 399 and encodes 132 amino acids.
AUGAGAUUAAAAGAGACGGGAAAGUUCUGGUCUUUGAUAAUUGCUCUUCAAAUAGUAAGUUGGGUUGCUGCAACAAGCAGGCCCUUUCCAUCAAAUUAUGGUAUUGGCGUUCAUCACUCAGGUCCAAGCCAGAGCCCAGAGACCCCCCAAUCAACAUCAACAGAGGGUCCCAAGAGCUGGGAAGAAGUGGCAAACAUGAACAAAGUGGCAAACUACAAAGAAGUGAGCAAAAUAGGGUCAAGUCCACCAAGCUGUGAGCACAAGUGUUAUGGAUGCAGCCCAUGUGAAGCUAUUCAAGUGCCAACCACAAACAGACACAGCCAUUUAGGCAUUCAGUACGCAAAUUAUGAACCGGAGAAUUGGAAAUGCAAGUGUGGCCCAUCAUUCUACACCCCAUGAAACUAACAACAUUAGACACCAAAAACGACCUCUUUCAUUUCUCGUCUCUUUGAUCAUAAUAUGAUCAAUGAUCAAGCCAUUCCACAAUGUACAAAAACUUGAGCCAUUUGUUUUAGUUCUCAAUCCUCAGAUGCCCUUCUUUGAGCCUAAUGUCUUGUAUUAGUGUA